GAGGAUUUUUUGCGCUUUUGGUAGAACGACCAGUGGGAUUGCCAAAGUGCGACGAACACUUCACAGAGAGGUUCAUCAAGGUGAAGGCAUGAAGAAUUUCAAGGUGAAGUUAUGAAGAAAAUGGCAAAAUGAUCCGGUACCGGAUCGAUCGACGAACAUGAUUGGCGAACGACAGUGACUCGCACAAUCAUCAUUGACGGCUGAGGGGAGAAAUGGUUGCUCUCAAAAUUGGAGCGCUUAUCUCACUGCUUCUGAUCGUUGACAUCAGUUGUCUCGUUAGUAAGAGGAGAAACGACCGGUUUUUAAAAAGUUUUGCUCAGCUGGAGAAAGAGGAGAAUCUCGAAAAUGCGAUUGAUUCGCACAGGGAGAUGAGAUUCUUUGAUGAACUUGGACGUAAGUAUAAUAUAUUUUAAUAUUUCAGCCGUCAUUGUUCUGAAUACGCUGUUGCGACAUAUUGUCCGCGAAUUACGUUAUUAUGCGUAAUGCUAAGCAGGCGUUAAAAUGAAAUUGAAGGAUCGCUUUGAAAGAGAAAGGCGGCUCGUACGCUUUGAAUAACAAAACGAAUGUCUUCCAUGUCAACUGUUGAGAAGUGGUUUCAUGCCAUUUUCAACACGCUACCACUUUUGUAAUGUUUAAGUUUACUUUAAAUAAGUCUUAUAGUCAUGUGCAAAUCGGCAACAUUAAUGGAUGACUAUCCUUUGUUAAAAUCAUUUCAGUUAAUAAAUGAACAACACGUAGUGAUUCAGCCUACAUAUGCAU
Molecule: messenger RNA, 759 nt
Organism: Ooceraea biroi (clonal raider ant)
Lineage: Eukaryota; Metazoa; Arthropoda; Insecta; Hymenoptera; Formicidae
Source: RefSeq, a predicted model, not a curated record